Molecule: messenger RNA, 6525 nt
Organism: Archocentrus centrarchus (flier cichlid)
Lineage: Eukaryota; Metazoa; Chordata; Actinopteri; Cichliformes; Cichlidae
Exons: 18
Coding region: 74-5728 (1884 amino acids)
Molecular function (GO): protein binding
Source: RefSeq, a predicted model, not a curated record
ACAGUGUGUGCCUUAUAUCUCACAGCUCAGGUUCUGUCAGUCAGUAAAUCUCUCAGAUCAAACUGAGUUCUUGAUGAAUCUCUUCAUUGGAGCAGCAGAGAGAGAACAGCAGACAGGAGAGAAGAUGCUGAACAUGUUAUCAUCAGUCUGCUCUUAUCCAUCAUUCCCAUUUCAGUUUGAUGAUGAUGAUUAUGAUUAUCACCAAUAUCAGAGUGAUUUCCUGUUGGAUCUGUGCUCCCGUGUGAAGGACUAUGAGACUCAGACAGGCAGGAGUGUCCUUCCAUCAUUACAGUCAGUUCUUUCAGCUCCUGCAGUCUGGUUCAUAAAGCUCUCAGAGACAAAGACCUCCAUCCUCCUGGAAGUGCUGAAACUGCAGUCAGAGAAGAAAGCAGUGGAGCUGGAUGGAUGUUCAUAUGAAGAGAGUGAAGUGAGGAGUUUCCUACAGUGUGUGCCUUAUAUCUCACAGCUCAGUUUCUGUCAGUCAGUAAAUCUCUCAGAUCAAACUGAGUUCUUGAUGAAUCUCUUCAUUGGAGCAGCAGAGAGAGAACAGCAGACAGGAGAGAAGAUACUGAACAUGUUAUCAUCAGUCUGCUCUCAUCAGAGAUUCCCUCUACAUGAACUCUACAUGAGAAAUUCUGCUAAGAAACAUCAGAGUGAUUUCCUGUUGGCUCUGUACUCCCGUGUGAAGGACUAUGAGACUCAGACAGGCAGGAGUGUCCUUCCAUCAUUACAGUCAGUUUUCCAGUCAGCUCCUGCAGUCUGGUUCAUAAAGCUCUCAGAGACAAAGACCUCCAUCCUCCUGGAAGUGCUGAAACUGCAGUCAGAGAAGAAAGCAGUGCAGCUGGAUGAAUGUUCAUAUGAAGAGAGUGAAGUGAGGAGUUUCCUACAGUGUGUGCCUUAUAUCUCACAGCUCAGGUUCUGUCGGCCAUCAGUAAAUCUCUCAGAUCAAACUGAGUUCUUGAUGAAUCUCUUCAUUGGAGCAGCAGAGAGAGAACAGCAGACAGGAGAGAAGAUGCUGAACAUGUUAUCAUCAGUCUGCUCUUAUCCAUCAUUCCCAUUUCAGUUUGAUGAUGAUGAUUAUGAUUAUCACCAAUAUCAGAGUGAUUUCCUGUUGGAUCUGUACUCCCGUGUGAAGGACUAUGAGACUCAGACAGGCAGGAGUGUCCUUCCAUCAUUACAGUCAGUUCUUUCAGCUCCUGCAGUCUGGUUCAUAAAGCUCUCAGAGACAAAGACCUCCAUCCUCCUGGAAGUGCUGAAACUGCAGUCAGAGAAGAAAGCAGUGCAGCUGAUUGGAUGUUCAUAUGAAGAGAGUGAAGUGAGGAGUUUCCUACAGUGUGUGCCUUAUAUCUCACAGCUCAGUUUCUGUCAGUCAGUAAAUCUCUCAGAUCAAACUGAGUUCUUGAUGAAUCUCUUCAUUGGAGCAGCAGAGAGAGAACAGCAGACAGGAGAGAAGAUACUGAACAUGUUAUCAUCAGUCUGCUCUCAUCAGAGAUUCCCUCUACAUGAACUCUACAUGAGAAAUUCUGCUAAGAAACAUCAGAGUGAUUUCCUGUUGGCUCUGUACUCCCGUGUGAAGGACUAUGAGACUCAGACAGGCAGGAGUGUCCUUCCAUCAUUACAGUCAGUUCUUUCAGCUCCUGCAGUCUGGUUCAUAAAGCUCUCAGAGACAAAGACCUCCAUCCUCCUGGAAGUGCUGAAACUGCAGUCAGAGAAGAAAGCAGUGGAGCUGAUUGGAUGUUCAUAUGAAGAGAGUGAAGUGAGGAGUUUCCUACAGUGUGUGCCUUAUAUCUCACAGCUCAGUUUCUGUUAUUCAGUAAAUCUCUCAGAUCAAACUGAGUUCUUGAUGAAUCUCUUCAUUGGAGCAGCAGAGAGAGAACAGCAGACAGGAGAGAAGAUACUGAACAUGUUAUCAUCAGUCUGCUCUUAUCCAACAUUCCCAUUUCAGUUUGAUUAUGGUCACCAAGAUCGUCUUGAUUUCCUGUUGGAUCUGUACUCCCGUGUGAAGGACUAUGAGACUCAGACAGGCAGGAGUGUCCUUCCAUCAUUACAGUCAGUUUUCCAGUCAGCUCCUGCAGUCUGGUCCAUAAAGCUCUCAGAGACAAAGACCUCCAUCCUCCUGGAAGUGCUGAAACUGCAGUCAGAGAAGAAAGCAGUGCAGCUGGAUGAAUGUUCAUAUGAAGAGAGUGAAGUGAGGAGUUUCCUACAGUGUGUGCCUUAUAUCUCACAGCUCAGGUUCUGUCAGUCAGUAAAUCUCUCAGAUCAAACUGAGUUCUUGAUGAAUCUCUUCAUUGGAGCAGCAGAGAGAGAACAGCAGACAGGAGAGAAGAUGCUGAACAUGUUAUCAUCAGUCUGCUCUUAUCCAACAUUCCCAUUUCAGUUUGAUGAUGAUGAUUAUGAUUAUCACCAAGAUCGUCUUGAUUUCCUGUUGGAUCUGUACUCCCGUGUGAAGGACUAUGAGACUCAGACAGGCAGGAGUGUCCUUCCAUCAUUACAGUCAGUUUUCCAGUCAGCUCCUGCAGUCUGGUUCAUAAAGCUCUCAGAGACAAAGACCUCCAUCCUCCUGGAAGUGCUGAAACUGCAGUCAGAGAAGAAAGCAGUGGAGCUGAUUGGAUGUUCAUAUGAAGAGAGUGAAGUGAGGAGUUUCCUACAGUGUGUGCCUUAUAUCUCACAGCUCAGGUUCUGUCGGCCAUCAGUAAAUCUCUCAGAUCAAACUGAGUUCUUGAUGAAUCUCUUCAUUGGAGCAGCAGAGAGAGAACAGCAGACAGGAGAGAAGAUGCUGAACAUGUUAUCAUCAGUCUGCUCUUAUCCAACAUUCCCAUUUCAGUUUGAUGAUGGUCACCAAUAUCGUCUUGAUUUCCUGUUGGAUCUGUACUCCCGUGUGAAGGACUAUGAGACUCAGACAGGCAGGAGUGUCCUUCCAUCAUUACAGUCAGUUUUCCAGUCAGCUCCUGCAGUCUGGUCCAUAAAGCUCUCAGAGACAAAGACCUCCAUCCUCCUGGAAGUGCUGAAACUGCAGUCAGAGAAGAAAGCAGUGGAGCUGAUUGGAUGUUCAUAUGAAGAGAGUGAAGUGAGGAGUUUCCUACAGUGUGUGCCUUAUAUCUCACAGCUCAGGUUCUGUCAGUCAGUAAAUCUCUCAGAUCAAAGGAAGUUCUUGAUGAAUCUCUUCAUUGGAGCAGCAGAGAGAGAACAGCAGACAGGAGAGAAGAUGCUGAACAUGUUAUCAUCAGUCUGCUCUUAUCCAUCAUUCCCAUUUCAGUUUGAUGAUGAUGAUUAUGAUUAUCACCAAUAUCGUCUUGAUUUCCUGUUGGAUCUGUACUCCCGUGUGAAGGACUAUGAGACUCAGACAGGCAGGAGUGUCCUUCCAUCAUUACAGUCAGUUUUCCAGUCAGCUCCUGCAGUCUGGUCCAUAAAGCUCUCAGAGACAAAGACCUCCAUCCUCCUGGAAGUGCUGAAACUGCAGUCAGAGAAGAAAGCAGUGCAGCUGAUUGGAUGUUCAUAUGAAGAGAGUGAAGUGAGGAGUUUCCUACAGUGUGUGCCUUAUAUCUCACAGCUCAGUUUCUAUCAGUCAGUAAAUCUCUCAGAUCAAACUAAGUUCUUGAUGAAUCUCUUCAUUGGAGCAGCAGAGAGAGAACAGCAGACAGGAGAGAAGAUGCUGAACAUGUUAUCAUCAGUCUGCUCUCAUCAGAGAUUCCCUCUACAUGAACUCUACAUGAGAAAUUCUGCUAAGAAACAUCAGAGUGAUUUCCUGUUGGAUCUGUACUCCCGUGUGAAGGACUAUGAGACUCAGACAGGCAGGAGUGUCCUUCCAUCAUUACAGUCAGUUCUUUCAGCUCCUGCAGUCUGGUCCAUAAAGCUCUCAGAGACAAAGACCUCCACCCUCCUGGAAGUGCUGAAACUGCAGUCAGAGAAGAAAGCAGUGGAGCUGAUUGGAUGUUCAUAUGAAGAGAGUGAAGUGAGGAGUUUCCUACAGUGUGUGCCUUAUAUCUCACAGCUCAGCUGUGAUCCAGGUUUCUUCCAAAGCGUUUGUACAUCUUUUCCUGUGACGUCUGAACAGGAAGUGCAGCAGAUGUCGUCUCUGCUGCAGCUCCUGGACUUCAAUCUGCUCUUGACUGGAUGCUUAAGCAGUGAAACCUGCAGCUCUGUGGGGAGAGUUCUUGGUUUCUGUGGCUCUAAAGUGAAUCUCAGCCUCACGUGCACAAAGAUCUCUGCCAGAGAAGCCUCUCUGCUUUUUAAACAUACUCCUCACAUCAGAAGUCUGCGGUUGAGCUCAGACUUGGUGUUGCUGUUGCUUCAGUGGGUCAGAACAGGUGAAGUUUCUCCAUCAUUAAUCAUUGAGGAUCUCAGUGUCAUUGAAAGUAUGACCUACCAGUCAGAAAAAGUGUUGUUGAGUGUUGUCAGUAGUGUUGCAUUUCUGCUGAGCUCCUGGACAGUAAGACAGUUGGACCUGUCAGAGCUCAGCAUCCCCACUCAGCAUCUCACUGCACUGCUGUGUCACCAUGGCUCCCUGACCAUCAGGGUGAACAAAGAGAACCUGCAGCAGCUUCCUGCCCUCCUUCAUGAAAUCCAGGACCAGGAGCUGACUCAGUGUUUCUUCAGUAAAGUUGGUGGAGACCUGACUUCCUGCUUCCUGGACUGGGAGGUUCUUUACUUUCUGCUGCAGCACUCAUCAGGUCAGACCAUCACAGUGAACCUGAAGAAGAUCAGCUCCGUAGAGGAAAACUUCUCACAUCUGCUGCCCUUUCUGGACAGGCUUGUGUUUAAGCGGCCCAGUCCCAGCUUUGUGUUAUCUGCCAUCAGACACAUCCAUGAAGCUCACAGCAGUCACAGUGUACCAUCUUUACUGAGGUCACUGGAUCAUGUGAUCAGUCUGACCUGCACAGAGCUGGACUCAGUGGACUUUUCAGCUCUGCUCUUCAUCCUCCAUCACAGUGAUGGAGUCAAACUCAACCUUCUGUGGACCUCCAUACCAGCAGAGAACAUGGAGUCCCUCCUCUUCACUCUGGAUAAAGUGUCUCAGCUCAGUGUUGACAGGACUUUAUUGCUGAGGUUGGUCCACUGCUGUGCUGCAGCCCAGCAGAGGGCAUCAUCAGUCCUGCUGGGGGCUCUGCAGCACAGGCUGGAUCUGUCCUGCUCCUCCUUCAUGGACCUGGCAGAGGAAGAGCAGAGAGACGCUUUGAGACUGACUGCUGCUGACUGCUGGGCCAUCUCCACCAUCCUGGGAUACAGCAGCCAGGAGACACAGCUCGACCUCAGAGACUGUGAGGUGGGCGAUAAUGGGCUGGACGCGCUGCUUCCUGUUCUGGACAGAGUCCGCCUCAGAGCCAGUAAAGCUCUCCUCCUCCAGCUGCUGUCUCUGAUCCCUCAGAGGGACUCGGUCAGAUGGGCAGAGUCUCUGUGGAGAGCUCUGGAUGGAGAACUGGACCUCAGUCACACCACCCUGGAUCAGGGGACCUGCAGCUCUUUGGCUCAGGUGCUGGACUCGUCUGAAGGUGUGACAGAGCUGGACCUGAGUCACUGUCAGCUCACUGACCAGCUGCUGUCCAUGCUGAUCCCACAGCUGCACAAAGUCCAAGUCCUGGAUCUGAGUCACAACAAUCUGACUGAUGUCUCCACCAACAUGUUACUCUGCCUGACCUCCAUCAGUUCUUGUAGUCACACUGUGAGAGUCUUUGGGAACUCCAUCAAGGACAAACAGCCUUUUACAGACAAACGCUUUGAGAUCUGGUGAAGCAGCGAACAUGUAAAAGAGGAGAAAUUACUCAUCAUCAUCAUCAUGAUCAUCAUCAUGAUCAUCAUCACAGCAGGAACCAUCAGUGUGAUGCUCUGACUGCAGCAUGGCACUGAGGUGUUCCACAAACAUUAAACACCACAGCAGGGUUUCAGUCGAGGGCAGACAGAGGAGGAAAUGUUUGACCCCAGCCCCGCUCUCUGGACUUCCUGUUACACAGGGGGCGCUCUCGAGAUGGAGCCCAUGGAGCUGCAGCAUAAAAUGAAAUGUUCACGGGGUUGAUUUGUACUGGUUUCUAUUGUAGAUGAAUGGCUUUCAGAGUUACAGAUGUUUUUCUCAGUAGUUUUUAUUCUUAUUUCAGGCUCAAGCUUUAGUUUUAAUUCAGUUUAGUUUCAGUUUCCAGAGUUUUUAUGUCUGAAGUUGUUUAGUUUGAGUUCAGUUUUUAGUCACUUUCAGUCUCUUUAAUGAUUUCACUUUGUAAAUUUUUUGUCAGGUGCAGAUUGAGGAACAACAGUUACGAUAAAAACAUUUUGUGAAGACAGUCACAGUCUUGUAGACUUCCUGAAUCUCUGUGAAGACAGAUUUUACCAAACUAACUCAAACUAAAGACAUUUCCUCUGUAUUCACAUAUUAUUUGAGUGAGUUUGAGUUAGUUUUGUGAGUUGAAUAGCAGUGGGAAGUUAGCUGAAAAGGUUUCUGGAAAGUGAGUUAAAAGUGUUUCAGUUGGUUUUAUUUAAUUUUAUUUUUCAGGAUUUGGGUUUUUAUUUUGGUUUCAGUAAUUAAAAUGAUUUUACAGA